Bemisia tabaci is the source of this 7819-nucleotide messenger RNA. The record is from RefSeq and is a predicted model, not a curated record. NCBI's taxonomy places the organism in Eukaryota, Metazoa, Arthropoda, Insecta, Hemiptera, Aleyrodidae.
UUUGAUGCAGUUGGGGUUGUUCGGUCGUUUCGGGAUUUGUUGUGACAAUAAUUCAGUGGUCAAAUUCGUGAAUCCUGCACAGUUUUACGAAGUGCAUGCGAAAUUCGAGGAUUUCCUCAUUUUCCGUAGGUCUGAAUCAUGUGUUAGUGGCUGACUAAUCGCGUUUUGUCCAUUUGCUCAGGCAUCGUUUUUCCAGUGGUGUUCGUUUAUCACUCGCAGCCCCUAAAACUUCGGUGUGUUUUAUUACUGUGUCAGAGCGUGGAAACUUGACAUUUGUUGUUUUCUCCCUAUUAUCAACUCGGUUUUCGAAGCGGACUCUCUCCCGGGUGUUUCUUAUCUUUAUCAGUUCUUUUUGUUGAUCCGGAUCGUGCUACAGAAGCAGCAUCAUGCCAGUUCGUAAGCAAGGUGAAGCUCAUCGUGCAUUGGAGCUCUUGGAGGAUUACCACGCCAAAUUGACUCGACCUCAAGACAAGCAACUUCGACUCGCCAUCGAACGCGUCAUCAGAAUCUUCAAGUCACGACUAUUCCAAGCUCUAUUAGACAUUCAGGAGUUCUACGAGCUGACCUUGUUGGACGAUAGCAAAUCCAUCCAACAGAAAACCGCUGAAACAAUCCGCAUAGCCAACAAAUGGGAAGCCAGCGAUGGACCGAUAGCGCCCUCUCACAACGAUGUUGACGGUGAACUCAGAGGCUCGUUGUUGCCUUUGACGCAAGCAUUGAUGGAUUACGACCGAAGAUCUAUAAGUCCGCCGCAGAAAACGAGGUAUAAUGAAGACGAUCUGCCUCCACCCCCGUCUCCUCCACAAUUGAAAGAAGUGACGUCACUGGAUGGAGUACCCAGAGCCGGCAAUGGAGAGACCAAUCUCAUAAUUGACCCGAGCACACCGCAAAUGAUAAUCAGGAAUGAUCAUCAUUCUGUUCUUCCCAGUCACAAUCAGACGACCGGAGACAGUUGGCUAAGUCAUGAUAAUGAUCAGGCUCACUCACCUCUGCUGCCCGGAGAUGAAACACAGAUCAACGGGGAUGGCGAAUGGGUGUACGAGACGAUCACCCUGGAGAGGGGCAGCGCCGGGCUGGGGUUCAGCAUCGCCGGGGGCACGGACAACCCGCACAUGGGCGACGAUGCCUCCAUCUUCGUGACGAAGCUCAUCCCCGGCGGAGCAGCCGCCGCCGACGGCCGCCUCCAGGUCAACGACGCCAUCGUCAAAGUCAACGACUGCAAUCUCAUCAACGUACCUCAUGCCGCCGCCGUGGAUGCCCUCAAACGAGCAGGAACCACUGUCAAAAUGUGUGUGAGAAGAAAACGAGGAGCUGUAUCUGAUUCAGGCAUUCAAGAAAUAGAAUUAAUCAAAGGAGCAAAAGGGUUAGGAUUCAGUAUAGCUGGUGGAAUUGGCAAUCAACAUAUUCCUGGUGACAAUGGUAUUUAUAUCACAAAAAUAAUGGAAGGUGGUGCUGCUCAAGUCGAUGGGCGUUUACAAGUGGGAGACAAAUUAGUAGCUGUUAGACAUAAUGAUUAUGAAAAAAAUUUAGAAAAUGUGAUGCAUGAAGAAGCGGUGGCAGCUUUAAAAGCAACAAGAGAGCAUGUAGUUUUAGUCAUUGGAAGGAGUCCUCUCACGAGACCAGUUUCCCCCAUGCUACAUCAUCAUGACGCAAGUGAUGGAAUUCCUCCACCAGUGAUCACACCAGAAGCAUCUGUUCAUGAAUCAUCCAAUGACAUUCGAAGAGAACACCAGUCUCAUCAUACCUCGAAUUCAGCCCUGCAUGCCCCAGCAACACCUCGAGCAGUCAGUAUUGAAGAUGUCUCAAGCAGAGAACCGCGGACGGUGACGCUGACAAGAGGUAACACUGGCCUGGGCUUCAAUAUCGUCGGCGGGGAGGAUGGAGAGGGAAUCUUCAUCUCCUUCAUUCUCGCCGGAGGACCAGCCGACCUCUCCGGCGAACUCAAGCGGGGCGACCAAAUCCUCAGCGUCAAUGGCGUCAACCUCAAAGGCGCCACCCACGAAGAGGCAGCCGCUGCGCUCAAGAGUGCUGGCCAGAAUGUUACUUUAGUUAUUCAGUAUAGACCUGAGGAUUACAAUAAGUUUGAAGCAAAAAUUCACGAUCUGAAGCAGCAAAUGUCCAGAGUUGGUUCUGGAACACUUCUAAGGACUUCUCAGAAGAAAUCUUUAUAUGUUAGAGCACUGUUUGAUUAUGAUCCGAAUAAAGAUGACGGUCUUCCAAGCAGAGGAUUAGCUUUUCAAUAUGGUGAUAUUUUACACGUGACAAAUGCCAGUGAUGAUGAAUGGUGGCAAGCAAGACUCCGUCUACCUACCGGAGAGGAGCAAGGCAUUGGUAUCGUUCCAUCAAAGAAACGAUGGGAAAGGAAACAAAGAGCACGUGAUCGGACAGUAAAAUUCGAGGGUCAUGUCCCUGUCAUGUUAGAUAGGCAAUCAACAUUGGAUAGGAAGAAAAAAAAUUACACAUUAAGUAGGCGGUUUCCAUUCUUCAAGUCACAUGAGGAUAAGGCAGAAGAAGGCUCCGAUCAAGAGCAUUUGCCUAUGUCUUUCGAAGGAUCUGAUUCAAGCGUACGGCCAUUCAUGUUAUGCUACACGAGCGAAGAUCCCAGCUCUGAAGGUAUUAGUUUAAGCAGCAUUAGCAUAAUUGAGCUCCUUGUUGGCACUGAAGAAGCCAUAUUAUCUUACGAGCCUGUCACCCAAGUGCAAAUCAGCUACGCGCGGCCUGUGGUCAUCCUGGGACCCCUGAAGGAUAGAAUCAAUGACGAUUUGAUCAAUGAAUAUCCAGACAAAUUCGGCUCCUGUGUUCCACACACAACAAGGGAAAAGAGGGAUUACGAAACGGAAGGCAGGGAUUACCACUUCGUUCACUCGCGGGAAGAAAUGGAGCGAGACAUACAAAAUCACCUAUUUAUUGAAGCAGGGCAGUAUAAUAAUAAUCUUUAUGGCACCUCAGUAGCCUCUGUCAGAGAGGUCGCAGAACAGGGCAAGCAUUGCAUAUUAGAUGUUAGUGGUAAUGCGAUCAAACGACUAAUGGUUGCCCAACUUCACCCAAUCGCUGUAUUCAUCAAACCUAAGUCAAUAGAAUCUAUUAUGGAAAUGAACAAGAGGAUAACAGAGGACCAGGCGACCAAAACGUUCAACAGAGCCGCUAAAAUUGAAUCUGAAUUUAAGCCGUAUUUCACAGCAAUCGUUCAAGGGGACACACCUGAGGAAAUCUACGGCAAGAUAAAAGAGGUCAUCAAUGAACAUAGUGGCCCAACAAUAUGGGUGCCCUCCAAAGAAGCGCUGUAACUUUAACAAGCCCAUGAAUCUCAUCUUGAAAUGAAGAAUCAGUACCCACCUAAAUUAAUUCGUGCACAAUUGUGCUGAAAAUUUUGUUGAUUAUUUUUUUGGGACAAUGUUCCCUAGCUGUUGUUAGUAAAAGGCUCAAUAGCUCUUAAUUGAGGUUUCCCCUCUAGAUUUUUAGAUAUCACAUUAAGUUUUAUUACCAUUAUAGAAAGAUUUGCAUGAUACUGUAGAUAAAAGAUGGUGCCUGAACACAAGACCCGGUCACUGUAUCAAGACUGCCGCUAGACAAAAAGAGUAAAAACUGUAUCUGAAAUUUACCCGUUGCAAAUAAUUAAAUUUUACUAUUUUGACUGUUGCAAGUGACGAAGAUUACCCUGUCAUUUUACUGACUGAUCUGAUCGUUAUGAAAUGUAUGGCUGCUGCCCAUUGUAAAAGAUCUGUGUUCUCACUAACCCAGUAGGUAGUGAAGCUCAAAAUAGGGCUAAUCAUUGUUAUACAAAACAUUUUAUUCUAUCGAAUUUCUACUUUUAUUAGUACCUACCCCUGUGCAUAUUUUAAUAUUCAAGUCCUAUUUUUAAAUUAUUCGAUCAAAUAUCCAUGCUGAGUUUUGUAUGUAACUUCUAGUGCAUUCUAUGUACAAGCAAGAACUUUCCUAUUUCUUGCUCCACGAUUGUUUCAGCAUAAAUGUUAUUUUAUUUUUCUUUUAUUUUAUCGUUUAUCACCACUUCAUUGAUUUGUGAACUUUUUGCCCAUGGUAAUAUCUGCAAAUUUAUUGCAAAUCUUAGCUAAAAAUUUACUAGGGUAUGUUUGAAUAUCAACCACUUCUUAUUGAGAUACCUUGUAUCAAAACCGGUUUGUUUAUCCCGUAAAAAUUCUAGCUCUCCAACCCACAAAGCUUAGAAGAUAGGAUAUAGUUUGAUCAAGAAGCCAAACUACUGCGAUGAAUCACUAUGAAGUGUAAUAAAUUGGCGUUCGGUUGACAAAAAGGUGCAUGUACACACUGAGAUGAGCCCGGGCAAGCAUUCAGUUCUAUGGACUACAGGGCUCAUCGCAAAAAGUAGUUAUGUCCAUAUGUCAUGAGGGCGAUGAAAUGAAGAAACGCAGGAGAAACUUGGCUUACAUAUCUCUGCCUUUAGUAAAUCUAAACUACCAGCUAAUAAGUAAAUUUGUUUUUAAAAAUUAUAGUGAAUUCUUUUUUCUGUCUUAUUUGUGAUGCAACGUUUCCAAAAGCAGAAGAAACAAAGUUUUAAUGUAAUUUUGGAGACAACAAAGCAGAAAAAAUUAUAUAAGGUUCAAUUUGCCUUGUUGCCUUAUAAUACAUGAAAUAAUCUCUAUCAAGUUUUUCAAUAAUUUAUGAAAGAAAGAAGCAAGAAAUUAUCAUGGAAGUUGGAUGAUGAAAAUUCAAGCAAUUUGAUGUACGUACUUUAUUUUUUCUAUGUACUUUGACAAAAGAGGAAAUUUCAAUGCUUUUUCGCUUCACAUGUAUUCCGUUGGCUAUUAAGUCUGCAAUUAUUGAUGAAAUCGUUUUUAAAGUUAUAUAAAAAUAAGUGAGGUUAAUGAUGUUCAGAUAAAAUCUCUCUCUUUUAAAGCAUUAGCCAUGCGCAUCAAUUCUGUUUGAGCUAAUGUUAACAAAUAGAAACUUUUAAUUGCCGCAAGUCAUGGUACAAAUGAUUUUUCAUUCUAAGCCAUUGUGGUGCCCUGAAAUAAAGCCGUUUAAAAAAAAGAUCUUAAAUUGGAAAGAAGGCAUGAUAAGCAUAAUACAAUAGACAUCCGAUUGUUUGAUACGAACUCUGGUUUAUGCAAAUCGACUGAACAAGUGGUCGUGGUGGUGUUGUGUGUUCACAACCAAUGUAGAGGAAUACAUUUUAUUAAGAUACAAUAAUCCUUUCAAACACGUUAUAAGCUCUAAUUCAUUAAUUUUCGUAUGUAAUUGAGAAUUAAUUAUUUUCUCUGUGGAGUAUCUAGAUUUUUUUAUAAUCCGGGUCGGCUUGGUCCCCAUGAAUCCAAAUAAUCCGGAGUCCAGUGUAGAGCUUGAGCUUCCACUUAUCGAAGGAUGCCGUUCCAUAGUCAGUUACUAAUAAACGUUUGAAGCAAACAACCAGAAUUCUAUGUGCCGUUUUAGCUAUGUAUGAUUGACAGAUUCAAGAGGGUCAGCCUUUACGGACUCGUUAAAAACAGUGUAAUACAUCAUUAAAUUUUUUUUAUUUUUAGAAAUCAGGGCCAGUACUACUAUUACCAUUCUUGAAUUAAUGUAGUAAAGAUAACUUUAAAGUCCUAAAAAAAGACGUUCAUGGAUUGUUUAGUUAAAUUUUUGAUUUUACUGACAAUUAUCGGUAGUAAACACAUUGUGCACGAUUGUAUGUGCGUGACAAUUAUUUUGCUCCUUUGAAUUAAGUCCUCUUGGAAACAGAAGAGGCGAAAAAUGAAAGAGGAUUGGAAAGUGGAUCAAACUAUCUUUUUUGUAACUGUUUUACGUAAUUUUAGUUUGAAAUCAACUGGUAUUUCCUUAUGAGGCCAGUCUGGUGAUUUCUCUCAACAGUCUGGUGCUGCUCAUGUUUUUGUGAAUCAGUAUUAUUAUUUGUUAUGACAAUUGUUAUUUUAUUAUCAUAUUUUUUUGUGAAUUGUAACCAACACUUCCAACAUCUUUCCUGUGAAUAAAUGUGUUUCUUGACUGACAGAAAUUUAAGUUUGUGUAGUUUUUUAUGGAAAGGCAAAUGAAAGGAUCAAAGAAGGCAUAUUGAUAGCAAGUUUAAAAUACCUGUAGAUGGAGUAGUUUACCUUUGCUAAUUCCUCUUAUGUCAGUGCUCUUUUGAAGAUUUGCACAACCUUUUUAUAUUUGAUUAAUCAGUUUCUGGACAAUUUGACAAAAGUGGGCGUGACAGGUUCUGCAUCUUCGUCAAAACAGAGCAUUGAGCCUUAGAAGGAAACGAGCCAACGUCAUGUUUUGUUGACUUUUGGCCUUUGAGUAUUUAGGUUCAUCACCUCAAAAUUUUCCAAAAAAUCGUUUUAUUCUGGCAACCAGCAUGAUUUUUCUUAGCUCUUGAUUAUCAAGUUGAACAAUUAUGUCAUGUCGUAGCAUAUUUUUGAAAACUGAGGCUUUUUUGAACUCCUUGGUAGCGUUUUGAAUUUAUCAAUUCCGUUUCAAUUCCAAACCUGUUUUUAGCUUCUGUAUUCAAACUGUAGUUUGUAUGUACUUCAAUGUAAAGCUUAAAAUCAAGAUUAAGUUAGAAAUUAGUCAGGUAGUGUUCAACAUAACAAAGCCAAGUGCAUGGAUACAUUCUUAAUAGCUUUUAUCUGCAUCAGGGACUGUCAUCGCCAACACAAGAGAAUCAAGUUGGCUUCUUGAAGAGUACCCUCUAGUUUUUGUAAUGAAAUGGCAUGUCAACUGUUCCACCUGUUGAAAGUCAUAAUGAGUUAAAUGUCAAUGUAUUCAUGAUGCCCUGAUUUCUCUUAAAUUUUUUUUCACUGCGGAAGACUGUGCCUCUAGCUUUCCCAGUUGUUCGCUACAGAGAUUACUCAUAUGAAUAAUGCUGCCCUCCUGAUCUAUCCACGAAGCAAAGGUUCUUAGCGCACUCAUGCCCCAUAUUAGAGAAAGACAGGUACUUCAUUCUUGAAAUAACAAAAUUCCACACUAGGCUCUGCCCUAAGUGCAUUAGUAUAGAGAUCGAUUAUUUCAAGUAGCGAACAUUUUUGUUCUAAUUUUUAACUUAUGUAUCGAAAGAGUGAACAUAUGAGGAUUGAGGGAAAGUAUUGUUGCCAAAACAACCAGCUUCUGUGCAGGCGCCUGGGGAAAAAAUCACUAGCAUUAGAGACAUGUAUGCAGAAUGCAACAGACAAACAAAUGAAAUUACACGGUUGUUGUCCUAAUGACUUUAAAUAGUGGAUAAAUAUUGAAGCACAUGAAUUUGACUUCAUUUUGCAGUGAGGAACUACUACUUGUUUCCAGCUCAUCCGUAUAAGCACCUAUCUGCAUGGGUAACAUAAUGGAAUGUAUGUCGUUUAAAAAAUGAGCUAGAAAUAGUGGUUCCAUAAUGCAAAAAGUACAAUUUUCCUUCGAAUUUUCCAUUGUAAAUGAUGAAGUUUUUUUUAUUCCUUAUCAUUCAACGUCAUUUUGUUUAGCUGGCAAGAAUGACAGGUCAGAGAUAAAUAUUUAAAUAAUCUUUCGAUUGAAAUUUUUGAUUGAUUUCUGGGGAUUGAAUCAAUCAAGGUACAAAGUCUUGUUAUAGUGUUUUCACUGUUUGUGCAAUGUCCGAGAGAAUCAUGUUAAAUCCUUCUCACCUAACACUGAGGUAAAUAUUGCAUUGUAAGCGUGUUUUAAUUUUUUUAAUAUUUAUAGUUCAAUAACUUAGGCGUAAUUGAUACUAAAAAAGAAUUGUUUUGUAUAUUUCCUGUAAUUAUGAAAUGUGUCAUUAGAAACAAGUUAUAUAUUCUUAUUUGUAUUAUGAAUGUUUUUAUAAAUUUAUUGAUGAAAAGAGGAAAUGUCAUAGUUGAACAUUUUUCCCCUUUUUUUGUAAAUACAUCACUUCAUUAUUGAA